AUGAGCGCGACCUACAACCUUGAGCCGAAUCCGACCGCGAAAGUUCUCCUCCAUACCACUCGCGGCGAUCUUGAGAUCGAACUUUUCGCGAAGCAAACGCCCAUCACCUCGCGCAACUUUCUACAGCUAUGUCUCGACGGCUACUAUGACAAUACCGUGUUCCACCGCCUGGUGAAGGGCUUCAUCAUACAAGGAGGAGACCCAACCGGUACCGGUCAGGGCGGAGAGAGCAGCUUUGAUGGCGAACCGUUUCAAGAUGAGAUGCAUAGUCGGUUGAAGUACACACGGCGAGGUUUGCUGGGAAUGGCAAACACCGGCAAGAAGGACGACAAUGGCAGUCAGUUCUUUUUCACCCUGGCUGCAACGCCAGAGUUGCAAGACAAGAACACCAUGUUCGGCAGGAUUGCGGGAGAUACCAUCUACAACCUUAUGAAGAUGGCCGAGGCAGAGAUCGCGGAGGGUAGUGAGGAUCGGCCGAUGUACCCAACCAAGGUCACAGGGUCUGAGAUCAUCCUCAACCCAUUCGAAGACAUGGUCAAGCGGGAGAGGGUAGCGCAGCGGACGGGGCCUGAAGCUAAGAAGAUCAAGAAGCCGAAGAGGAAGGCUGGAAAGAACGUGCUGAGCUUCGGUGGAGAGGAAGGAGAGGAUACAGCGCCUGUGUUGAAGAAGGCCAAGUUCAACACCAAACUGGUCAGUGCUGGGGAGGAACAGGCUGCGGCUUCAAGCGACCCACCCAAGACGAGAGUUCCCGAGUCAAAAGCCAUACCCAUUCGCAAGCCUUCUCGAAAAUCACCGUCAAGAACACCAUCUCCCAAACCAGCAAAAACAGCGCCAAGAUCGCCACCUCGGGAAAAGGCGCGCUCGCCGCCACGAGAGCUAUCACCAGAGUCAGAGAAAAAGUCAAAGAUGGACCGCGUCAAUGCACAAAUUGCCGAGCUCAAAGCCUCAAUGAAGCGCAAUACCGGCCCGCAACACGCAGAGCAGACAAAGAAGAAAUCGUUGCUAGAGUCUAUGGUCCCAACAUCCACAACUCGUGGGCGGAAGCGCGGCGCUGGUGGCAAUGCUGCUCAGGAACAAGCUACACUCGAUAUUUUGUCGAAAUUCAAGUCGAAGCUAGAAGCGACAGAGCCUGCGGCGGCACCGAAGGACAAGUUAACUGUGGCGUCAGAGGACGUUGAGAUGAAAGACGGCGCUACCAAUGGACGCAAGGUGGAUGAGGAGGACGAGGCAAUCUGCGAUCUGCACUUUAUUGCAGGAUGUCAGUCAUGUAAAGCAUGGGAUAAGGAGGAGGAGGAAGAGUCAGAUGAUGACGCCGGAUGGAUGUCACAUUCCCUGAGCUUCGCAAAGGACAGGCUAGGGAAAGACCUGGAGUGGAAGAGGAAGAACGAGGAGGAACUACUUGUGAUCGAUCCGCUAGAAGAAGCAAAGCGACACAAGGCCGAUGCAAAAGGGAAGCGAGAGUGGGAUGGCGGGAAGGAUAAGAAGAAGCUGAAGGUAUGA
Ascochyta rabiei is the source of this 1500-nucleotide messenger RNA. RefSeq names its product Peptidylprolyl isomerase. The transcript has a single exon. Gene Ontology annotation, cellular component: catalytic step 2 spliceosome. Gene Ontology annotation, molecular function: peptidyl-prolyl cis-trans isomerase activity. The coding region runs from base 1 to 1500 and encodes 499 amino acids. NCBI's taxonomy places the organism in Eukaryota, Fungi, Ascomycota, Dothideomycetes, Pleosporales, Didymellaceae. Gene Ontology annotation, biological process: protein peptidyl-prolyl isomerization; protein folding. The record is from RefSeq and is a predicted model, not a curated record.